AUGGCGCCCCCCUGAGAUGAGCUCGGCGAUCGUGUGCAAUUCCGUGUUCGACAAAGUACCGAGCUUGGCAGCCAGAGAGAAGAGAAACCGACCCUUUAGAGACCGUUUAUUUUCCUUCCUUUUCAAAUCGUUUUCCCUCUGUGAAUUCUGAGCUUUGUUGCUUGUCGGGAGUUAAAUACGAACCGGAACUAACGCAGUCCGAUCUUCGGACGGUGCAGGGACGCCUGCGGGUAAGGUGCUUUUUGAAUCGAAAGGCAGUCGCAGCAUUGGCGAGCUGGCGUAGAAAGGGGAGAACCAGUGCUGCGCAGCGAGUCGGUCAGUCAGGGAGAGCCGGGUGGACCACGACACAGCCGCCGCCAUCGCCACGGGGAGUCGGGGCCCGGGAGGGAGCCUGCCAGGCCCUCGGCUUGAUGCACCCUGCUUGCCUUGCCUCAGCCGCAGUCCGAGAUGGGGGAGACCAAAAUUAUCUACCACCUCGACGACCAGGAGACACCAUAUCUCGUGAAGUUGUCUGUGCCGGCGGACAAAGUCACUCUGGCAGACUUCAAAAAUGUCCUCAAGAAACCAAAUUACAAGUUCUUCUUCAAAUCUAUGGACGAUGACUUCGGGGUGGUAAAGGAGGAAAUAUCAGAUGACAACGCUAAGCUGCCCUGUUUUAAUGGACGUGUGGUGUCAUGGUUGGUUUCUGGAGACGGGUCCCACACAGAUGCAGUCUCAGUUGCAGAUAGUUUAGAGCCAACACCCCCUUUGGAGAGGACUGGGGGCAUUGGAGACUCACGACCACCUUCCUAUCACGGGAAAGCAGCAAGUGGUCGGGACAGUUUGGACAAUGAGACAGAGACCUCCUCCAUGGUGUCUCAGAGGAGGGAGAGGGAGAGGCCGAGACGGAAGCACACAAAUGACCACGGCGGGAGACAGAAUGGCUUCUCAUCGCGGGCAGUGGGACGUGGGGGCGCCGAGUACGACAGCUGCUCGUCAUUCAUGAGCAGCGAGUUGGAAUCCACUUCCUGCUUUGAUUCGGAGGACGACGAUGCAACCAGCAGAUUUAGCAGCUCCACUGAACAGAGCUCCUCUCGCCUAAUGCGACGUCACCGCCGUCGCCGACGGAAACCGAAAGCCUCCAAUAUGGACAGGUCCUCAUCAUUUAGCAGCAUCACAGACUCCACCAUGUCUCUGAACAUCAUCACUGUCACUCUCAACAUGGAAAAGUACAACUUCUUGGGCAUCAGCAUUGUGGGUCAGAGUAAUGAAAGAGGAGAUGGAGGAAUCUACAUUGGCUCUAUCAUGAAGGGAGGAGCUGUCGCUGCAGAUGGCCGCAUAGAGCCUGGAGACAUGCUGUUGCAGGUGAACGACAUCAACUUUGAGAACAUGAGUAAUGACGAUGCAGUUCGAGUGCUGAGAGACAUUGUUCACAAACCAGGCCCCAUUACCCUUACUGUGGCGAAGUGCUGGGACCCAAAUCCUCGGAGCUGCUUUGCUUUACCAAGGAGUGAACCAAUCCGGCCCAUUGACCCAGCUGCGUGGGUGUCCCACACGGCAGCCAUGACCGGUGUUUAUCCCCCAUACGGCAUGAGCCCUUCCAUGAGCACCGUCACCUCCACCAGCUCCUCCAUCAGCAGCUCUCUCCCUGAGACAGAACGAUUCGACGAAUUCCACCUCUCCAUCCACAGUGACAUGGCAACAGUUGCAAAGGCCAUGGCUUGCCCAGAGUCGGGUCUAGAGGUGCGGGACAGGAUGUGGCUGAAGAUCACUAUCGCAAAUGCCUUUAUUGGCUCUGACGUGGUGGACUGGCUCUUCCAUCACGUGGAAGGCUUUUCAGAUCGCCGCGAAGCUCGUAAAUAUGCCAGCAACCUGUUAAAGGCAGGCUACAUCCGACACACAGUGAACAAGAUCACCUUCUCUGAGCAAUGCUACUACGUCUUCGGAGACCUCUGUGGCAACAUGACCCACCUGUCUCUCCAUGAUCAUGAUGGUUCUAGCGGAGGUGCAUCAGAUCAGGACACUUUGCCUCCUCUGCCCCACCCGGGGGCAGCUCCCUGGCCCAUGCCCCUGCCCUAUCAGUUCCCUAUCCCUCAUCCUUAUGACCUGACACAGCCGUUUCCCGGAGGACCAGGCGCUGGCAGUGCAGGAAGCCAGCACAGUGAAAGCAGUGGUUCAAACUGCAGCAAGAAUGAGGCUCGGAAGUCCGGCGGCAGUGGCAGUGAAACUGAGAUCAGGAGCCACCGAGCUCCAAGUGAGCGUUCAGUGGCGCCCCCAAGUGAGCGAAGCAUCCGUAGCUCAAUCAGCCACCGCAGUGCCAACUCACACUCAAUAGCCUAUGGGCCUGGCCUUGUUUAUGGUCCCCCUGGCUUGCCCCCCCAGCCCUCACAUCUAUCUACUGCUGCACCAGGUGCCCCACCAGGCAGAGAGAUUCCCUCUGUGCCCCCAGAGCUUACUGCGUCACGUCAGUCUCUACGCAUGGCAGUGGGCAACGCCGGAGAAUUCUUUGUUGAUGUGAUGUGAUGCAGGUUACAGGCUGAUAAGUAGCUGAUUGGACUUUUCAUGUCAUAAUAAGGCUGAGAAGGACAACACAAUAGGACAGGAGGGAGGGAAGACGGGAAUGCUAUAACCCCCAAGGCUGUGAUUUCACCCUUCUACAUGGCAGCAGUCCUGCUCUAUACGCUAAGAUAAAUGCUUCUCUUUUGCUUUUUUCCUCCUAGUAGUGGCCAUACUUUCUUCAGUGAAGAAGCCCUCUCACUCAAAAUGGAACCAAAGCGCCUUUCUUAAUGUACGCUCCUUGGUAAGGAAAAGUUUGUGUGAGGACAAAAAGCAAGAGAGGGAAAGGGAGAGGGAAGCAGUACAAAUAGAGAGCAGGGGAGGAUGACUCAGCGCUUUUCUACAUGGAUGUUUUUCAUUUGUUCCUCUGUUCACUCUUCCCUCCUCUCUGCCUUCCUUAUCUACACUCUCUUGUCCUCCCCCACAUGUCGUCCACGUCAAAACUUAGAGGAAGAAAGAAGUAUCUUCCCACCUUUCAUACAUUCACUUCCCACUUGCAGACCUCCAACAAGAAAAAAAAUACUAAAGCUUAAAUGAACACUAACUUUUUGAACUUAUUCAGACCUUUUAAAUGUUUGCUUGACUUAAGAGCAAAAGAAGUGGAAAGAAAUGUGUGCACAGUGCAAGAGAAUUGCAGUCCUUACCGUAAGAAUGCAUUUGUUUUGUUAUAUAUAAAUAUAUGUAUACAUAUGUAUGUAUACGUAUAUGUAGCUGGUCACAACUAGUUUCAUUUUAUAAUGCUUAACUUAAGCAUCCAGCUUCAAGAGUCAUUUUUACACUACACAACUGCAUUUUCAUCUGUUAACCAGAGCAUUUUCUGACUCUGUCUUGUGAUAAUGUAUAGUGAAAAAAAAAUCUUACCAUGACUUUCACACUACUCUUUUAUUAAGGAAAAAAUGUCUUUUUAUUUAUAAAUAUAGUUUUAUGACUUAAA
This is a messenger RNA of Solea senegalensis (Senegalese sole), 3469 nucleotides long. RefSeq names its product segment polarity protein dishevelled homolog DVL-3-like. Lineage: Eukaryota; Metazoa; Chordata; Actinopteri; Pleuronectiformes; Soleidae. Gene Ontology annotation, biological process: intracellular signal transduction; canonical Wnt signaling pathway. The transcript has 15 exons. The coding region runs from base 448 to 2502 and encodes 684 amino acids. Gene Ontology annotation, cellular component: cytosol. Gene Ontology annotation, molecular function: frizzled binding. The record is from RefSeq and is a predicted model, not a curated record.